Molecule: messenger RNA, 479 nt
Organism: Schizosaccharomyces cryophilus OY26
Lineage: Eukaryota; Fungi; Ascomycota; Schizosaccharomycetes; Schizosaccharomycetales; Schizosaccharomycetaceae
Exons: 1
Coding region: 39-221 (60 amino acids)
Source: RefSeq, a predicted model, not a curated record
UUAUUCGUAGAUAAACUUUCGUUACUCUUUCAAACAGCAUGGAACAAGACCAAUUAGUCGUAAAAGAAUAUAGUCACAAAUUCUGUCUUUCAAAUGGUAUUCAUAUGUACUCAUAUAAUCCUUUAAUAUCUUCCACCGUUUACUCUUUCGAUCAUGCAACUGUCCUUACUAGUAGCUUUGAUGAUUUCCAGGAUAUAAUGCUCUUAAGACUCACGUUCUAGCUUUUAGAUUAUAAGUAUGUGCGUUUACUAGAAUCAUAUAUACGUCGUCGUUCAGAUUUUGUCAUUUUAUUUUGGACUUUGAGGGACAAAUUAAUCUUCAAAAAAUUGGUGAAAUUAGUUUAAGCUACAAAAAGAUCAUCCUUUUUCAGCGAAAAGUAUGGUAUUAUUUGUUUAAGGAAUAAAUACUGAGUACAGAGGAUUAAAACUAUCUUCAUAUUAUUAAUACUCAAGAAAUAACUCCAUGAUUCGUAUUCAACG